Messenger RNA from Mixia osmundae IAM 14324, 900 nucleotides. RefSeq lists its product as uncharacterized. Bases 167 to 829 code for a protein of 220 amino acids. NCBI's taxonomy places the organism in Eukaryota, Fungi, Basidiomycota, Mixiomycetes, Mixiales, Mixiaceae. Gene Ontology annotation, biological process: mRNA processing. The transcript is spliced from 2 exons. The record is from RefSeq and is a predicted model, not a curated record. Gene Ontology annotation, cellular component: catalytic step 2 spliceosome; precatalytic spliceosome; Prp19 complex.
CCCAUCACUUCUUCGCCCAUCAUCUUGAUGAGCAGCUUGCGCUGCUGCUCUGCCAAGUAGCCCAUCUCGUGAUAAGCUCGAGCCUCGGCUGGCGCUCUUCAGCUUUUCCAACGCGACAGAGCGGCCAGCCAAGCCGACGGGCAAGCCAUCCCAUCGACCUUGCAGCAUGGACGCUUCAAUGAUAGACUCUUUGCCUUACAUCGACAAGGACUACGACGACAGGCCAGAAGCGCGUGAAGUCAUCGAGAAAGAGCUUGCCAAGGAGCUCGCUAGGCUGCCCAAGCGAGAUCUAUCGAGUCAGCUACCGGAGGAUGUCGCCUCUCGUCUGUUCAGCUCGAGUCACUUCCUCCAGACCGAGCUCAAGCGGGUCAGUUCGAGCUCGCAGGCCGAAGGAGGGCUCGACACUACGCGGUACAGUCUGCCUGUCCCUCCUUCGGGCGAACAGGCGAGCAUAGAGGAAUGGCAAGCCGCUCUGGACAACGCUUCUGCACAGCUCGAGCACCAAGCGACCCGGCUCAACAAUCUCGAGCUGCUCAACAGCUUUGGUGCAAACUCGUGGCGAUUGAGCAAUUUCCUCAUUGACAGAUCAGCGGAGAGGUACAAGGGCGCCAUCGACUCGACGACAGAAGCGACGGAGACGAUCAACAGGCAACGAAAGUCAAAGCAGCUUGCAGCAGGCGCUCAGUUGGAAGCGCUAGAACAGCAGUGGAGCCAACUCAUCUCUGCCAAUUUGCAGAUCGAGAUUGCCAACUUGUCCGUCGAGCAAUCACUCGACGCACUGAGACAGCGAGAACAGGAGCUACAGCGUAAGCUUGAGGAGACAGCAUGAUGCAUCCGAUGUUGUACACUGUAUUCACUCUGUCGGCAUUGAGAGCAGCUUUGCUCCGUCCUGCGUACUCC